CCGGCGUUUCUUCCUUCCUUCCCGCCCUCUCUCUCUCCCCCCCGCGAUCGUCUCUGAGAGUGAGGCCGGGCCCCAGGCGCGUAGCAGCCGGUAACACCCUCCCCCUCCCCUUUCCCCUCUUCUCCCCCGCCGCCAUGGGCCAGAACGAUAUCAUGAGCACCGCUGAGGACUUCGCGGACCAGAUGUUGAUGACCCUGUGUGCACGAGAACUGCUGACCUCAGAGUCUGCAGAGUGCAUGGAUCUGUUAUGCCUUGAGUAUCGCCUUGCCUUCCUUCCCUGCUAAUGAUGCUGUCUGCCCAUGCAGUUCCUGAGGGUGACGAAGCAGUACCUUCCCCACGUGGCCCGCCUGUGCCUGAUCAGCACCUUCCUGGAGGAUGGCAUCCGCAUGUGGUUCCAGUGGAGUGAACAGAGGGAUUACAUUGAUGGCACAUGGAACUGUGGCUAUUUCCUGGCCUCCAUCUUUGUGUUCAUAAAUCUCUUCGGACAGCUGAGCGGCUGUAUCCUGGUGCUGAGUAGGAACUUUGUGCAAUAUGCCUGCUUUGGACUGUUUGGAAUUAUAGCAUUACAGACUAUUGCAUACAGCAUUUUAUGGGACCUGAAGUUCUUGAUGAGGAACCUUGCCCUUGGGGGAGGCUUGCUGCUGCUUUUGGCUGAGUCGCGCUCAGAGGGGAAGAGCAUGUUUGCUGGUGUCCCUACCAUGCGGGAAAGCUCUCCUAAGCAGUACAUGCAGCUGGGGGGCCGUGUGCUGCUGGUCCUCAUGUUCAUGACACUGCUACAUUUUGAUAUGAACUUCUUUUCUAUUCUGCAGAACAUUGUGGGCACAGCCCUGAUUAUCCUCGUGGCAAUUGGCUUCAAGACAAAGCUGGCUGCCUUGACUCUAGUCAUCUGGCUGUUUGGCAUCAACAUCUACUUCAAUGCCUUCUGGACCGUCCCAGCCUACAAGCCCAUGCACGACUUCCUCAAAUACGAUUUCUUCCAGACCAUGUCUGUAAUUGGAGGGCUCCUCCUCGUGGUUGCACUGGGUCCUGGCGGAGUCUCCAUGGAUGAGAAGAAAAAAGAGUGGUAACAGGAAUAGCAACACUUCUUGGGACAUAACAUAUUAAGUCCAGAACUGAUUCUCUAUGGAUUCAACAAAAACUGCCAGCAUUUUACACGUACAUGCCCCCUUCCUAUUAAAGGCACAGAUGUUUUGAAUUUGAUUUACAGUGGCACCAGUAAUAUAAUAGAUGAAAUCCUGUUUCUUCAAGGAAUGUUGCCUAGGCUUAUUCUAACUUCCUAGAUUUGGAACUAACCCAAGGAACCUGCAUUUUGCUGAUGCUUCAGUGAGUUGCAGUAGAACAGUUGCUGUCUUUAAUGUCAGCAACAUUUUAAAAUUUGAAGUACUGUGAGCAGAUACAGCUGUAUCAUUCAGUGUGCUGUUGGGUUCUAGCUAUAACUAAACAAGUGGAUCCCCUUUCUCACCCUCUUCAAAACUGUCUUGUGCAUAAGGAGUUCCAUUGCUGGUUAUAGCAUUGCUUAUCAAGGUGGAAAGCAGCAUUAAAAAAA
Molecule: messenger RNA, 1546 nt
Organism: Haliaeetus leucocephalus (bald eagle)
Lineage: Eukaryota; Metazoa; Chordata; Aves; Accipitriformes; Accipitridae
Gene: SURF4
Product: surfeit 4
Exons: 6
Coding region: 300-1067 (255 amino acids)
Biological process (GO): Golgi organization
Cellular component (GO): endoplasmic reticulum; endoplasmic reticulum-Golgi intermediate compartment; membrane
Source: RefSeq, a predicted model, not a curated record